Solanum dulcamara is the source of this 1291-nucleotide messenger RNA. RefSeq lists its product as uncharacterized. The record is from RefSeq and is a predicted model, not a curated record. Lineage: Eukaryota; Viridiplantae; Streptophyta; Magnoliopsida; Solanales; Solanaceae. The transcript has 4 exons. Bases 87 to 1106 code for a protein of 339 amino acids.
GGCAGUGAGUGAGUAUAUUAAUGUAUGUGCUUGCUAGCCUUUGGCAGAUCCUAUUGUUGUGUUGUGUUAUCCUUUGAGGGGCAGUGAUGGAGAGUCUGCGCCUCUGCUUCCACAAUCUCUUAUCCUUCCAUCUCUCCAUCAUCUCCACAAUUUUCCGGUGGUUACUUUCUCCUUUACCCACCAUCAAACGCUUCCCUCUCUUCGUCCCCUUCCUCGACGCAUAUGUAUCCCUCUUAUUCCGAUCCUCCAACUUAUCACCAUGCACUCUCGAUUUAGACGACCAAACCACCAUCCACUUCUGGGCUCCCAAUCAUCGCCGUUACAACAAGCCCAAUCUCGUCCUCAUUCAUGGUUACGGAGGCGAUGCAAAGUGGCAGUUCAUGUACCAAAUCAAAUCACUGACCCAAUCGUUCAACCUCUACAUUCCUGAUCUGAUAUUCUUCGGAAAAUCGCAUACGACUAGGAAGGAACGGACGGUGGAGUUUCAGGCGAAAUGCGUGGCUGAAGGGUUAAAGGGACUGGGAGUGAGAAAUUUCUCGAUGUUUGCGAUUAGUUACGGGGGAUUUGUUGGGUAUCGAAUGGCGGAGAUGUAUCCGGAAAUGGUGGAGAAAGUAGUGAUACUGAGUAGUGGAGUGGCGUGCUCGAAAGAUCAGAAGGAAGAGCAGCUGAAAAAAAUUGGAAGAGAUCCGGUUGAAUUGCUGAUACCGGCGAAACCAGAGGAUCUGCAUGUGCUGGUAAACUUGUCAAUAUACAAGUAUAAUCCUUUCAAGUGGGCCCCUGAUUACUUUCUCCAAGAAUUCAUUGAUAUGAUAAGUAGGAGCUACCUGAAGGAGAAGCAAGAGCUAGUUCACCACUUGCUGUCCAACCAUACAGAUUCCAUAUUGCCUAUCCUAAAUCAGGAAACUCUGCUUAUUUGGGGUGACAAGGAUAGAGUCUUCCCUCUUAUGUUUGGCCACCAGUUGCAAAGGCAUUUGGGGCCAAGAGCAAAGUUGGAAAUAAUCAAGAACACAGGACAUGCAGCAAACAUCGAGUCUCCUGAUUCUGUCAAUGCUUUGAUUAAAGCCUUUAUCUUGCCGCAAAGCAAAGACUUAAAUGCUUGCAUCUGAUGGACACUGGAGUUAAAUCUGUCAAUGCCGAUCGAUACUGCUAGGCUUAGCUGGGGCUUCUUGCUCUCUAUUUAUGUUACAUACCUCUAUUACUGCCUCACUGUUUGUAAAUAAUGAACUAUUAAUGGGACUUUGAAGCUUCAAGAACCCUCCUACAUGUUAUAAAACAAGUUAAAUUUAAUGUA